Molecule: messenger RNA, 5601 nt
Organism: Trematomus bernacchii (emerald rockcod)
Lineage: Eukaryota; Metazoa; Chordata; Actinopteri; Perciformes; Nototheniidae
Gene: pld2
Product: phospholipase D2
Exons: 24
Coding region: 226-3078 (950 amino acids)
Biological process (GO): cell motility; phosphatidic acid biosynthetic process; intracellular signal transduction
Molecular function (GO): D-type glycerophospholipase activity; phosphatidylinositol binding
Source: RefSeq, a predicted model, not a curated record
CCUCCGUAGGCUACUGUCCCACUGGACACGAUAUGGGAGGGACUAAACGUGUGCAUCACCUACGGGAAAUACUGUCAAACUCUGGCAAGAAAACACGAUGAAAUGUUACUUUUAUCCUGGAUGUAAUUGUUACUUUUUGUCCUGCCUUGUGGAGUAGCUGUGUGUGCUGCGUCGCGGCGGUGUUUGAUCUGAAACAGCGCAGUUUGCACUCGCGGCAUCUGAGCGAUGGACGGCCCGGAUGACAUCGAGCCGGAGACUAAGAGCUCGUCGGCCCAGCCUCUGGCCGGAAGACGCUUUUCACGCGACAUACACGGCCUGAGUCCAGAUGAGAUAGAUGGCCUCAUGUCCAGCAGCGAGGGACGUCCUUUCCUUGUGGUGCAUCGUCUUCCUGAAAUAAAAGAUGAGGGUGUUCCUGCUCUAAUGCCUGGUAUCCCUAUCACAUGCAGAGUGGACAACACAGAGAAACACACUACACGCUCUAAGGUCCGUGUGGGCACCUUGUACACCGUGUUUCUGACACAUGGCCACUUCCACUGGACGGUGAAGAAGAAGUACAAGCACUUCCAGGAGCUGCAUCGAGAACUUAACAAGCACAAGGUGAUGCUGCACCUGAUUCCUGGAAGAUUUGCAAAGGACGCAGCGCAGCUGAGGGCCAUGUCGGAGGAAAUGCCCAGCCUCCACGGCACUGAGCGCACCAGGAGGACCUCCAGCAAAAUGAAAUACCUCGAGGAGUACCUGAGCGGCUUGCUGGAGAACUCGUUUUGCAGGAAUGAUCACAGCAUGAUUGAAUUCCUCUCUGUCGGCGCCCUCUCCUUCAUCACUGAUCUCGGACCAAAAGGCUUGGAGGGUCCCAUCUCUAAGAGGUCGGGGGGUCAUCGGAUCCAGGGCCUGAACUGCAUCGGUCACCAUCAGUUCUGUUUCCGCUGGUCCCAGCGCUGGCUGGUGGUCAAAGACUCCUUCCUGAUGUACAUGAACCGAGACUACGGAAAGAUCAACUUCGUGUUGCUGUUUGACCCGGAGUUCAAAGUGAAAGUGGGCCGCACUUACACCGACACCAAAUACGGAGUCUGCUUCGAGAACUUCACUCGGAGUCUGGUGAUCAAAUGCCGCAGCUACAGACAGGCUCAAUGGUGGAGUCAUGAAAUCAACCGGCUGUCCGACUCCAGCGACUUCCUCAAAGUUCAACGCUUCGAAGGGUUCGCUCCGCCGCGGGAGGACACGCUCACCAAAUGGUUUGUGAAUGGAAGCGGCUUCCUCUCAGACCUGGCUGACGCUCUGGAACAAGCCAAGGAGGAAAUCUUCAUCACAGAUUGGUGGCUCAGCCCUGAGGUCUUCCUAAAGAGACCGGCUACUGAUAACUUCUGGCGCCUCGAUGAGAUCCUCAAACGCAAAGCAGAACAAGGAGUCGAAGUGUGUGUUCUGAUGUACAAGGAGGUGGAGAUGGCACUGGGCAUUAACAGUGAGCACAGCAAAAGGACUCUCAUGAAUAUGCAUCCGAACAUCAAGGUAAUGCGACAUCCUGACCAUGUGUCGUCCGUGGUGUUCCUGUGGGCUCACCAUGAAAAGAUGGUGGCCAUUGACCAAACUGUGGCCUUUGUGGGGGGGAUCGACCUGGCGUUUGGGCGGUGGGACGACAGCCUGUACCGACUCACUGACCUGGGGUUGAGAGAGACGUCUGACACCGUAACAGGAGAGGAGACCGACGGAGAUACAGGGGACAAUGGUGUGUCAAAACCAUCUGAACCAGAAGUGGAGCAGAACCUCGACGAUCUGACGGGAAACACUAAGCUGUGGAUCGGCAAAGACUACAACAACUUUAUCAAGAAAGACUGGGUGCAACUGGACAAACCGUUUGAAGAUAACAUCGACCGCACUCAAGUUCCCCGCAUGCCGUGGCGUGAUCUGUCUGCAGCUGUUCAUGGCCAAGCUGCAAGGGAUGUAGCCCGUCACUUCAUCCAGCGCUGGAACUUCACCAAGAUCUUCAAAAACAAGUACAAGGACGAAUUCUACCCUUACCUCCUUCCCAAGUCUCACUGCACCGCUGACUCACCCUCGUUCACCGUACCCGGAUCCAAGAAGGCCAAAGUGCAGGUGUUGCGCUCUGCAGACCGGUGGUCUACUGGAAUCUGUGAGAACUCGAUCCUGAACGCCUACAUCCACACCAUCGAGAACAGCGAGCACUACAUCUACAUCGAGAACCAGUUCUUCAUCAGCUGUGCCGACGGGAAGACCGUCCACAACGGGAUCGGGGAUGCAAUUGUGAAACGAAUCCUGCGUGCAUACAGUGAGCAGAAGAAGUACAGAGUGUUUGUUGUGGUUCCUCUGCUUCCUGGAUUCGAGGGAGACAUUGCGUCAGGAACCGGAGUUGCGAUUCGAGCGAUUCUUCACUUCACUUACAGGACCAUGUGCCGAGGAGAGCACUCCAUACUGUCAAGACUUAGUGAAGUGAUGGACCAGUGGACGGAGUACAUCUCGUUCUGCGGCCUGAGAACACACUCUCAGCUCUGCGAGUCUCUCGUCACGGAGCUCAUCUACGUUCACAGCAAGUUCCUCAUAGCCGAUGACCGCUGCUACAUCAUCGGAUCAGCCAACAUCAAUGACCGCAGCAUGCUGGGCAGCAGAGACAGUGAGAUGGCGGUGUUUGUGGAGGAUGAGGAGCGGGUCCCCUCCACCAUGGGGGGGCAGGAGUACCAGGCCGGACCCCUCACACUCGCUCUGCGAAAAGAGUGUUUCAGAGUUCUUGUCGGAGCUUCUUCAGACCCCAGUGUCAAUAUUGACGAUCCCAUCAGCGAUGAGUUCUUCUUCCUGGGCUGGAACGAACCAGCGAAACUGAACGCUGAGAUUUAUGAAAAGGUCUUCAAAUGUCUGCCCAACAACUCGGUCCACAACAUGCGAGAGUUGAAGGAAUACUCUGCCCACGAGCGUCUGUGCGACUCUGACCCUGAGCAGGCAAGAGAGGAGCUGAAGGCCGUGCGAGGGUUGCUGGUUCACUUCCCCCAGAAGUUCCUGUGUGAGGAGGACCUGCUGCCUCCGAUAAACACUAAAGAAGGCAUGGCUCCUGUUGGUCUGUGGACAUAACUCAGCUCAGACCACUACGUUACAUCUCCACUGGCUUCAGAUGAUCCUCCUCAUAGUUUUGAAUGGUCAGCACAGUUCACUAAAGUAGUUACUGUACAGCACUGACACUUCAGUGGUGAGGAUCACCUCAAAACAAUGUGUUGGUGCAUCAUUGAUGUUUUUAUUUUUAUGAAUGAACAUAACCACUGAAAAUUAGAUUUGAUCAUGAUUUAGAACAAGGCAAGGGCUUUUUCUGGUUUUCCCUUUCCUGUAGUGUGUUAUAUAGGUUUAUGUGAAUGUAAAUGGUGUACUGAGGCUACAUUCCCUCUAAAAGUUCAACCAGGAGGGAGUUUUUCACCCAUCGGCCGGAAAUGACGCUAUUGGGGUCCUGCUGUAAAAUAAUGACAUCACUAUCUAAUACUUGCGCUUCCAUUGGCUCCAACACAUUGUAUGUGAUAGGCUAAGGGGCGGGACAUCCCUAAGCGGCUGACCAAUCACAACAGAGCCAGCCAGCUAACCAAUCAGAGCAGACUGGGCUCUGGUUUCAGACAGAGGGUGAAAAGAGGUGCUGCAGCAUGAAAAAAAAAAAAAAUACCUUUUGGAAUAUUAAAGUGUCACAGUAGAGACACUAAAUACUAAUAUGAACCUGCAUUUGAGCAUAAUAGGGCCCCUUUUAAAAAAAGUCAUAAAUAUAAAUCAAGCUUAAAUAGACAAAAAGAAAAGUCUUCAGGCUGGAUUUCAAAGUAGUGAGAAUUGCGUUGUUUGUUCCACAUAUAUGUAGCAUAUCUGGUUACAGGAGGUUGAGCUGAGUUGUUUCAUUCUGCUGCUCAAUAUGAGCGGUGGUGUUGAACACAAAUGAAUGUAUGAGUCAGGAGAGGAUGGCGAGUUGGUAUUGGAAAUCAACACAUGAUCUGGGAACAUAGUGUACAGUUAUUGGUGCAAGGUUUUUGGAUGGGUGGGUGGGUGGCUUCCGUCUCUGUCUCUGUUCGCUCUCACUCUCUCUUCCUCCGAGGCUUCACCUCUCUCUGCAGUGCCAGCAAAUCUGUCAGAACAUUUGUGGUUGUUAUGGUGACGGAUAUAAAGAGAUGACUGGAUUGUAUCUGAAAUAAGAAAGACUGAACAGGGCAGGAAAGGGAGAGAGCACCUAAAAAAAAAAUGGGGCUAAAUCGAGAGAGUACGGGAAAAAUAGAAAGGUAAUAUGCAGAGAAAAAGGAGGACUGACUAUUUUCUGUGCAGAUUUCAUAUUUCUGGAUCAGUGAUCAGGUGACGACACUGUCUGUGAGAGGAGGAGAAAAAAGGAGGACAAGAUAAUUGAAGGGUGUUAGGUUGAUUUACCGCAAAUUGUUGCAGGUUUUUAAGUCACCAUGACAACCAAAGUGAGUUAUAAUUCCACCAUGUGCUCAGCAGAACAGAACAAAUCAUUCCUCUUCAGCUAUUUCCGUCACCGCUCAACAAUUACGUGUCCAGGUGCCAUAAAAUGUCCUGCAUUACUCCCCUUUGCUCAUUUUCAUCCUACCAGGCUUUCAUUUAGAGCACAUUACACUGUAACUUAGUGGUGACAUUACUUGGCUUACACUCAUCAAGUCCUUUUUAUUCACAAAGAUGUUUUUUAUAUAUAUAUAUAUAUAUAUAAAAAAUGACAUCCUUGUUUUGCUGAAAACCAGUAAAUCCCAUUUCCUGAGCCAUGAGGAACUGAGUUCAAUUGAGCAAGCCUUGCACUGGACAAAUAGGAAGCAUCCCUCUUUUGUAAAGUGUAUCCGAAAUCGUAUGUAAUAAUUUAGCAGACUGUAUUGUAAGUCCUGCCUUCCUCGUGCAUUUCCAUAGCUGUCAGACACAAAAGGAGAACGUUGAAGAUUCCUUACAUUGCCAAGUUUAAUGACACAUAUGCAAAGCACCUUUAUCAUGUCCUGUUUCUUUUCAAGAGUACAACCAGCAGAGGGACAGACACCUUGUCCUUUGUAUUUUUAAAAGAUCCAUCAAAAGUAGAAAAUUGCUGAGCCUGUGACACAACACUACCAAGUCGGUAUCAGUGCAAUCUGACAGAUGACAAGUUUCCCACAUCGACGCUGCUCUGCCUCCAUGAACCACCUUUCACAGACGAGCUAAGAAAUUCAGCAUUUCUGGCUUCAGAUUAAUUCACCUUUUUCUUUGGAAGAUUUAAAAAUGCUACUAGAUAACACUAGGCGCUGGGUUGUUACCUUAAUCUCCUGUAAAGCACAAAAUGGUUGCCCUUGUACUGUUUCUAUCAUGAAUUUUAUUUUUAUCUGACUACGAGCCAGCAUUUCUAAUACAUUUUUAUGAAUAUACUAAUAACCAAAAAAAUGUGUGUGUUAACUCAUCACUUUUAAUCUUAAAUCACCAUGUUAAAACCUUGUGUAUGCAAAUGUAUAGAUCUGGGAUAUUACCGUAGAGUUGCUGAUGUAUAACUAACACUCAGGAGUAGAGAGAUAAUCAACAUGCUUUCACUUAAGUACAGUUAUGAAUAACUUUGAGGUAUUAUACUUCCCUUGUUUCCUCAAUAAACUUGUUUUUAUAUGGAAUUUA